Nakaseomyces glabratus is the source of this 1656-nucleotide messenger RNA. It is a transcript of the gene RFT1, whose product is annotated as glycolipid translocation protein. The record is from RefSeq and is a predicted model, not a curated record. Lineage: Eukaryota; Fungi; Ascomycota; Saccharomycetes; Saccharomycetales; Saccharomycetaceae. Gene Ontology annotation, biological process: glycolipid translocation; dolichol-linked oligosaccharide biosynthetic process. Gene Ontology annotation, cellular component: endoplasmic reticulum membrane.
AUGAGCGGUGCUGACAUCUUGGAGAAAACCACUCGUGGCGCUACUUUCCUGAUGAUGGGCCAGUUAUUCAGUAAGAUUGUUACAUUUUUGCUGAAUAAUACUCUAGUGAGGUACUUAUCGCCUAGAAUAUUCGGAAUUACUGCCUUUCUAGAGUUUAUUGUUGGGACUGUGCUGUUUUUCAGUAGAGAGGCUAUCAGACUAUCUACGCAAAGAAUUGCGGAUGGUAAUGAUGCUGACAAUGAUCAUGAUCAUGAUCGUGAUGACUCUGCUCUUCAAGUUUGUGUCAAUUUCGCUAUGAUUCCUCUAUUCAUUGGUAUACCGCUGUCAAUUGGGCUAAUAGCGUGGCAAUAUCAUAACAUUAAUGGCUAUUUUGUUACUUUACCAUUUUUCCAAUGGUCUGUCUUUGCGAUUUGGGUAGGUAUCAUAUUAGAACUUGUGAAUGAGCCUUUAUUCGUAUUGAACCAACAUUUUUUAAACUAUGGAGCUAGAUCAAGAUACGAGAGUAUAGCAGUAACAGCUAACUGCCUCGUAAAUUUUACUGUGGUAUAUUCAUAUGAGAAAAAACUCAUUCUUACAUCUUAUUUUGACGACUCUGAAAGAUUCAGAGAAGGUAUUGCUAUUUUAGCGUUCGCUCUCGGUAAGCUUGCAUACGCCGCGACCCUAUUGAUGUGCUACUACUACAACUACUUGAUGAACUUCAAAUCAAACAAGCCAUUUAAAUUAUCAUUACAGAAAAUCAAAUCCAAGGUAAAUGAAAAACAAACGUACUACUUCCGCUCUGAUAUACUGGAGCAUUUUAAAAAGGUCUAUUUCCAACUGUGUUUCAAGCAUUUACUGACUGAAGGUGACAAAUUAAUUAUUAACACAUUCUGUACAGUGGAGGAACAAGGCAUUUAUUCCUUAUUAUCCAACUAUGGGUCGUUGAUAACAAGAUUAUUAUUUGCUCCAAUUGAAGAAUCCUUACGUCUACUUCUAGCCGUUUUGCUCUCUAAAAAAGACUCUAAAAAUCUUCAAUUAUCAAUGAAAGUGUUAGUGAAUUUAACUAAGUUCUAUCUUUACCUCUCGUUACUAGUUAUGAUUUUUGGUCCAAACAAUUCUUCUUAUCUAUUGCAGUUUUUGAUUGGAUCUAAGUGGUCCACAAACUCAGUUCUACACGCUAUCCGUGUAUACUGUGUAUAUAUUCCAUUCCUUUCUUUCAAUGGUAUAUUUGAAGCUUUCCUUGCUAGUGUUGCCACAGGUGAUCAAAUUCUACGCCACUCCUACUUUAUGAUGAUGUGUUCGUUUGCUUUCCUAAUUAACAGUUGGAUAUUUAUAGAAUACCUAGAUUUAUCCGUGAACGGCCUGAUUAUCUCUAACAUAAUCAAUAUGUCGCUGAGAAUUAUUUACAGUUUCAGUUUUAUUGUGAAAUUUUACCGGGAAUUACACACAGAAUCUUCAAUUUUUAUGAACUUCACUAACUUCAAAGCUACAUUAGGUGCGGCUGCACUAGUAGCUAUACUAAACUGGCAAAUGGUAGGCUACGUCUCCAGUUUCAACGGGUUUAUAACAAGUGCAACACUAGCAUUAAUCUUGUUGUCUGUAAUCUUAAUCAAGGAGCGCGCAACUUUGAAUGAGCUAAUUAUUAACAGAAGAGCUGCAAAUAUGAAGUCGGUUUGA